GGAGAGACGAGCUCUUGUGCUGUGGAGGAAGCCGCUGACGGCGGACACCGUGGUCAUGAUCCUGUUUACGGAAAUGACGACGUGACGCUCCUGCUGGGUUUUUCUUUUUCCCGCAUCGCGUGAAUCACGUGUUUAAAUCGGAACGCGCCCGUUUUUUUGCGUUUCUCCCUACGUUAUUAAUCAGGUGUGUAUUUGGUGAACGCGCACCUGCCCUGUGCUGCCCUGUGCUGCCCUGUUCGCGGUGUCAUGAUGUGCACACCUGCCCUCGUGCUGCUGCUCCUCGGCUGCUGCUGCUGCUGCUCCAGCGGCUCUGCUCACGGAGCUCCUGCCGCCGCGGCAUCGUUAGAUUUCGGCUCGGUGCCUGGAGGAGUUUAUGAAACCGUCGCGUAUUACGAGCCCGGGCCGAUCGGCCUGCUGUUCAACAUGAUGCGCGCUUUUCUACACGUGGUCCAGCCGAACCCGUUCCCUAAAGAUCUCGUCAUCCAAGUGGCAAAAGACAAAUUCGGAGCCAUCAAGUCUGAGUACCAGAAGCCAGAGAACAUUGUUCUGACACUGCAGGUGAGUUACUAUGAGCUGGGCUUUGUGGUGUGUGCGGUCAUGGGGAUUCUCUUCAUCGUGCUCGUGCCGCUGAUCGGAUUGCUCUUCUGCAUGUGCCGCUGCUGCGAUAACUGUGGAGGAGAGAUGCACCAGAGACAAAGGAAAAAUGCAGACUGUCAGAGAGGAUUGCUUACCACGCUCUUGCUCACCACCACCUUCAUCAUCACUGCUGGGGUUCUGUGUGCAUAUGCAGCCAAUCAGAACCUGAGUUCUCAGUUGAAGACCAUGAGGAGGCUCGUCAACACUAACUUGAAAGACCUGUACACCUUUGCUAAUAACACACCACUGCAAAUAGAUCACUUGGUCUCACAAUAUGGAACAGCCAAGAACCAGGUGCUCUGUGAUCUAGACAAUAUAGGUCAGUUGUUGGGUGGAAGGAUACAUGAAGAGCUGGGAAAAGUGGUGCUACCUGCUCUGGAUGAGGCACAGAACAUGGCUGGAGUGAUUCAGGACACGAAGGAGGCUUUGGAAAAUGUGACCGUGACGUUGGGGGUUCUGCAGGAGGGCACAGCGCAGCUACAGUCUAACCUGAGCAAGGUGCGAAUGGAAAUCUCGAAUACCCUCGACGACCCGAUGUGCACCAGUUCCCACACACAAAUCUGCGUCAACAUCCUCAGCUCGCUCAGCCAACUGGAGAUCGGUGCGAACUACUCAGCGCUGCCUGGUGUGAGUGAGCAGCAGGACAAAGUGAACGAAGUUUUGAAGACCAACCUCAGCCAAAUAGUUCACAAGGGCUAUUUAGCCUUCAAUGACACCCCAACUAUUGUAACAAACCAGACCAAAAAUGUAGCUGAAGGGGUCCGAAGUUUGUUGGACGCCGUUGGCAAUAACAUCACCAGAUUCUCCAAGCUGUUCCCGGUGCAAACUACAGUCGACAACGUCACCAUUUGGAUCAGACACACACACUCACAGAUCGAGGAUCUGUACCCAGAGAUCGACAAAAUUGACUUUUAUAGGUGGAUUGGAUGCAUCACACUGUGCUGCAUGGUGGCACUUAUCUUAGCCUUCAACUUCCUGGGUCUUCUGUGUGGAAUCCUGGGAUUUGACAGACAUGCCUCUCCUACAACUCGUGGCUGUGUGUCUAACACCGGAGGCAACCUGCUGAUGGCUGGUGUGGGCUUCAGCUUCAUGUUUUCCUGGGUGCUCAUGGGGGUGGUGACGUUGACGUUUGUGGUGGGAGGGAAUGUGGAGAAGCUGGUGUGUGAACCUUUCCAUUCCAGAGAGCUGUUCAAGGUGUUGGACACACCAAAUCUGGUGAAUCCUUCAUGGAAGCAUUUCAUCCCUGGUUACCUGUUUAACAACCCAGAAAUGGAUCUCACUGUGGAAAAUCUUUACAGUAACUGUAAGGAGAACCAUGGUAUAUAUUCGGCCCUCCACCUGGAUAAAGUGUUCAACAUGUCAGCCUUGCUCAACACCAGCUUGUACACUAAGGAUGUGUCAAAGAAGUUUGGCGACGUGAAGGUGGAUUUGAAGACGAUCGUCCUGCUGAGCGCGGAAGGCAAACAGAACCUCAUCAGCUUCACAGAGACUAAGAUUAACAAUAUCGACUUUGCAGCGUAUAUAGAAGAGCUCAGUAAAGAAGUGACUCGUGUCGACUUGCUGUUAUUCGCUAAUGACCUGGAUGCUCAAGCUGAUCAGCUGCCUAAAGGAUCUGUACAGACUUCAGUCAAGAGCCACGCUUACACACUGCGACAGAUCUACACCAAGCAGGUCAUCACUCUGAAGCAGUCCAUGAACAAGAUGAACCAGAGCAUCAGGUUUCUGGAAAGGACCGCAACAGAUUUAUCAUACAAAAUAAAUGAUGUACUUCAACUCGUCGAUGCGGCGCAGUAUCUCAUCUCACAGAACGUGACUUUUACCAUCAAUCAGGAAAGUGAAAAAUACAAGCAGACCAUCAUCGGCUACUUCAAACAGUACAUCGAAUGGAUAAAGACAGCACUGAUGAUGGACGUGGCCACGUGCAAACCUUUUAGUAACAUCGUAGACACUGCAGAGAUUCUGGCUUGCAGCUUCUUCUUUGAUUCGAUGAAUACGUUCUGGUUCGGUUUGGGCUGCUCUGCUCUCUUUCUGCUGCCCAGCAUCAUCCUGUCUGUGAGACUGGCCAAGUUCUACCGCAGAAUGGACACCGAGGACGUCUACGAUGACAUUGACACAAUUCCCAUGAAAACUAUGGAAAUUGGUAAUAAUGGUUAUUAUAAUGAACAUAUACAAGGUAUCCAAAACCCUGUAAUGUCCAGCCUCCCCGCCUAUGACACUAUGACUCGAUUCCCACGAGCCUCUGCACCCCCUCGCCAUGGCGACUGGUGACACCAAGGAGGAACCUUUUUUUUUUUUUUCUUCUUCUCAGUACUCCACAAAGUGCUGCAAGAAACUGACUGAAACUCUAGACUACUCAACACAUGAACAGCAUUCCCAGUUUAGAGCGGGGGAUCAGAAAAGGACGCCUAGACACAACAACAACAACUUGGACUUCAACUCCACUUUCCACUCUUCACUGAGUUUCCAGUUUAUUAGUAACUAAUAAACUAGCAACUCCAACACCUGAACAUUUAAGAACUUUACCUAGAUUUUCUUCUGGCUUGAGACUUUUCACCGGCAUCACAUCAGACCAUAACAGCAACGUAGACUUGGGGUCAGGGACAUAAACAACAUACAACAUCCAGCCACUAUAUACAGUAGAUACACAAAUCCUUGUUUACAGUCAUUGUGCAGUCAGGUAUUUUUGUACUAUUUCGACAUUCAUUCAUAGAUUCAAUUUCAAUCUCCUGAACGUACCUCAGCAGCUUGUCUGAGGAAGGAUUUUUAUGUAUAAGGCAUUAAGUACCUUCAGCAUAAAUCUGCUGUUUAAAGGGACCAUUUCAUUUAUGAGCCAACAACCUUAUAUGUAUAUGUAUAUAAAUACAUGCUUGUAAAUGUGCUAAUACUGUCGUGAUAAUGCAAUAUGGGAUUGCUGUUGAGCCAUGCAGAGGCUGAAUGAAAUGUUGCCUUUAUGUUAAUGGUAUAGAUAACGUCACCCUGAAAUCGUGUGUACGAUAAUGUUCUUAGGCGGACAAAAUGCCCGUUCUUGAAAUGUUCAAGAUACACCAUCUCUAACAUUUUAGAGGAAAUAACAAUGUGGCAGUUUUAAUGUAAUUUAGUUUCUUUGAAAGAGCAUUUUUAAAGCACUGCCCUCUUUAAAAUACUAACCAAACAAAAUCUCAUGAGCUGGAGUUUGUAGGCGUAGAUAAAGAAAUUUCCACAUUAAAAAAAAAAAAAUUACUGAUGCCAAAUCCUAUUUUUGUAGAUCUCAGGUCUCUUAGAUAUUAUAAAUCAUGUUGUGUGGGUUUUUUGGCAAUUUCAAAUGAUCACUGACAAACUAUCAAAGUGUGAAUGUAAAAUGUCACUGUAAAAAAAAAAAAAAAAGAAAGAAAUACAAAAAAUGCCUGUGUAAUCUUUUGUGGUAACAGAAUCAAAUUUAUUUCACUGCUUGUUUGUUGCUAGGCCUUCAUAUUCCUGUAUGUGAUAAUAAUAACAAUAAUAAUAAUGUCAGGUGCUAGAUAUUUUUUGAUCAUAACUGUUCUUUCUGUGGGAAUUAUAUAUGAUAUGACAGUGUUAUACAGGCCUUGAAUAAAAUGUUUUCGUACACCCCACUUAAGGUCCCCAGAA
Molecule: messenger RNA, 4242 nt
Organism: Tachysurus vachellii
Lineage: Eukaryota; Metazoa; Chordata; Actinopteri; Siluriformes; Bagridae
Gene: prom1a
Product: prominin 1a
Exons: 28
Coding region: 247-2904 (885 amino acids)
Cellular component (GO): cilium; prominosome; microvillus
Molecular function (GO): cholesterol binding
Source: RefSeq, a predicted model, not a curated record